GAAAGGAACGCAGAGACAUCUGUGAAAACAUCAGACAGCUAUACACGAGGAAAAAACCUAUUUAAGAGAGGAUCUGACGUGGAUAAAGAACCUGUGUGUGGCCGCACUCGAGUCUUUACAACGAACGUGAGGCGUGAAAAUAAAAACUAUGAAGACAUAUUAGAUGACAACAUUCACCAUGUGUCACACCUGGACAAAAUACUCGGUGGUACUUACGUCACUUACGGAUCUAUCCCUUGGAUGGUUGCAAUUAUAUAUGGGAAUCAGCUAAUAUGCGGAGGUGCCGUUAUAAGUGAAUUUUGGUUAAUCAGCGCUGCACAUUGUUUCCA
This is a messenger RNA of Candidula unifasciata, 329 nucleotides long. NCBI's taxonomy places the organism in Eukaryota, Metazoa, Mollusca, Gastropoda, Stylommatophora, Geomitridae. The record is from the annotation of a GenBank genome assembly.